Solanum stenotomum is the source of this 1574-nucleotide messenger RNA. RefSeq names its product coniferyl alcohol acyltransferase-like. Gene Ontology annotation, molecular function: acyltransferase activity, transferring groups other than amino-acyl groups. Bases 129 to 1505 code for a protein of 458 amino acids. The transcript has 2 exons. Lineage: Eukaryota; Viridiplantae; Streptophyta; Magnoliopsida; Solanales; Solanaceae. The record is from RefSeq and is a predicted model, not a curated record.
AAAACACGCAACAUUACAAUCAUACAAUACAUUGAUACAAAGAUUCAAAACCCUUCUUCCUCUCUCCAGUAUUCUUUCCCUCACCAAAAAGCAUAAAGCAAAAAAUAUAUCUUAGAAAUAUUAAAUAGAUGGGUGCCAAAAAGGACUUCAAAGUGAAGUUGAUCAAAACAGAGGUGGUAGCAGCAAUGUUGCCAAUGCAAGAGCAUUGGCUAUCACAGUCCAAUCUUGAUUUGCUUUUACCUCCAGUGGAUGUUGGAGUAUUCUUAUGUUAUCAAAAUCCUAUUACCUCUGGGAUAUUGCCAAAAAUUUGGUCAUUUGAUUCAAUGGUCAAUGUUCUUAAGGUGUCUUUGUGUGAGACUUUGGUUUCAUACUAUGCAUUUGCUGGAGAGUUAGUUCAGAACCUUGCUGGAGAACCCGAAAUUCUAUGUAACAAUGCUGGAGUGGAUUUCAUAGAAGCUUGGGCAGAUGUAGAGCUUAAAGAGAUCAACUUUUAUAAUCCGGAUGAAAGCAUAGAAGCCAACCUUGUACCAAAGAAGAAGCAUGGUGUACUAGCUGUUCAGGUUACAGAACUCAAAUGUGGAGGAGUAGUGGUGGGUUGUACAUUUGAUCAUAGAGUUGCUGAUGCUUACUCAUUCAACAUGUUUCUUGUAUCAUGGGCUGAGUUAGCUCUGUCCAAACCACUCUCUCAGCUACCAUCUUUCAAACGAUCUUUUCUUUAUCCGCGGUGUCCCUCUGUCUAUGAUCCUGUAAUUGAUACCAUGUACUUACCUAUCUCAGCCCUAAAACAGGAAAACACAAAUAUUGAUCAUGAUGAUGAUCAAGUUAUAAGUAGAAUUUACUAUGUUAAGGCCGAAGAAAUCAGGCGCCUCCAAUCACUAGCCAAUUGUAACAACACAAAGUUUACUAAACUCGAAACAUUCAGCGCUUUCCUAUGGAAAACUAUAGCCAGUGAUACUAAUAAGAACUUCAGGCUUGGAAUUGUGGUUAAUGGAAGAAGUAGAUUAAGCAACGGAGAUGAAGAACAAGCCAAGAUACUAAAAGGGUAUUUUGGGAAUGUUCUUUCCAUCCCAUUUGGCGAAAAGAGAGUUGAGGACUUAAAAGAGAAAUCAUUGUGUUGGGUGGCACGUGCAGUGCAUGAGUUUCUUGAACGUGCAGUGAAUAAAGAACAUUUUCUUGGGUUAAUAAAUUGGGUUGAGAAUCAUCGUCCGGAGCCAGCUCUAGCAAGAAUUUACGCCACGGAUGAAGAUACACCCGCGUUGGUGGUGUCAUCCGGGAAGCAAUUUCCGGUGAGGAAGAUUGAGUUUGGAUGGGGAGAGGCGUUAUUUGGUUCGUACCACUUUCCAUGGGAAGGAAAAUCAGGUUAUGUGAUGCCAAUGCUAAGUCCAAAAGGAAAUGGAGAUUGGAUUGUUUACAUGCAUAUGUUGAAAGGCCAAAUCGAUUUGGUUGAGGCUAUUGCGUCAAAUGUGUUCAAGCCCCUCACUGCCGAUUAUCUCAAUUUGAAGUAAUUAAUUAAUGGUUUAUGUAUACAUAUGUACUCAGAGAGAAGGGGAGCUUUGGUGUUUGUUGCCGUUUGA